Messenger RNA from Poecile atricapillus (Black-capped chickadee), 1734 nucleotides. It is a transcript of the gene CCNDBP1, whose product is annotated as cyclin D1 binding protein 1. The record is from RefSeq and is a predicted model, not a curated record. The transcript has 11 exons. Gene Ontology annotation, cellular component: nucleus. NCBI's taxonomy places the organism in Eukaryota, Metazoa, Chordata, Aves, Passeriformes, Paridae. Gene Ontology annotation, biological process: regulation of cell cycle. The coding region runs from base 91 to 993 and encodes 300 amino acids.
CUGUCCCUGUGGGGCGGGCCGGGCCGGGCCGUUCCAGCCGCUCCCGGAGCGGACGUGACGCGCGGGCCGCUCCGAGGCCGCCCCGCAGCGAUGGAGGCGCGGGAGCCGCUGCGGGACGUGCGCGGGGCGCUGCGGGCGGUGCUGGCGCGGCUGCGAGAGGGAGAGCCGGGCGAGGGCCGAGAGCCGUUCGAGCUGCCGCGCUUCUGGGACGCGCUAGGUCAGACAUUCCAAGUAACAUCACAGGAAGCUACAAAGCUGAGUCUGGCAUUCUCAAGGCCUCCACUACCUUCUGCAGAGGAUUGUCAGAAGCUGAGUGAGGAUGUCCAAAAUGCCAUUCUUGCAGUUGCCACCGUGUACUACUGGCUACCCAAGGGCCAAGGUACAACUCUUCGGAAGAUGGUUCGAGAUGCUACCACUGAAGUAGUGGAAGGGAUGAUCCAGCUCACAGACACAAUUCUCAAUGCUCCAGUGGAGAGCUUGUCUCAGGAACAGCUGAUAUCAACUGGAGGUGUGUGGGAGGCCUGUGAGCAAGUGUCUAACCUGCCACGAGAUAACCAGGCAGCAGUUGUGUCGGCUCUGGCAGCAUGUCUAGGUGUGGUCAAGGAUGCUGUGGAGGAGAUGGAACAUGCACUGGUGGAAGGGCAGGAUCCCUAUGGGGACAUCAUGGAAGAUGAAGAGCUGGGCUUUCGGGGCAACAGAGACACAUACUGGUCAGAGGCUGACCGGCAGCUGCUCAGCUCCUGCAUGGGAUUAAUGAAGGCUUCUAAAGCUUGCCUGAAGAAAGUCUUGGCUGCAGUGAAGGCCCAUGGCAAAGCUGAUUCUCCAGAGCAGAUUGCACAGCUGGAUGACCUGGCAGACAUUGCUAAUGAGAUCAGCCCAAGUGUUGAUGAGCUGGCACUGAGCAUGUACCCACCUGUGAACCCAUUGGCUGUGCGACUUAAUGCUGCUAAGUUGGCCUCAGUAUUAAAGAAAGUCUUAGAGAUUGCAAAGUGAGACAAGCCAUGUAUGUCCAGCAUCAGAGGAAGGCUGGGUGCAGUUUCUAACUGGUGCAGUAGAUCACAACAUGAACAAAGUUAAGAACUUCACACAGGAUCAACUUUAACUCUUGUGUGCCUAUGUGUGUUGCUGCCACUGGCUCUGGCAUCUGCAUUUCCAGUGAACUUUGCUGUUCUUCAGCUGCAUGGAAAAUGAUGAGAACAAUAUAGGAGAGAACUUCACUGCCACUUGGAAGAACUUCUCCAGGAAGUUGCCCUUUGCCUUUGCAGAAGGUGUCAUUUUGCUUGGAUUCUUGGGAUGAUGCAAUGCUGCAUCUUAACGUGCCCCAUUCUUCAGACAUUACAACUACUGUGGGGUUCAGAGAAAAAUAAAAUAUUGCUAGAUUUACAUUAGUUGCUUUAUCUGUCUUCAGAGGGCAAAGGAUAUAUACAGGAUGAAAGGGUCUUGCUUCUUUUACAGGCAGCCCAGUGAAUAAUUAUAAAAUGUGCUGCACUUCUGCUAUUUUCUGUCUAACCUUAGGGAGCAGUGGACGAGCUUCCUCUUUUUUAUUUUCUCAGAAAGCAGCAGAAAAUAUUGUUUACUACCUUACCAAUAUCAAAGAUUUAUGGAGGGAUAUAUCCCCCUAUAUAUAUAUAUAUAUAUAUAUGUAUAUGUAUAUCCCUAGAGGCAUGCUACAUCUAUCAUCACUUUAAAGUUCCAGGAUACCCUUUACUUUGUCACAGGUGUAGGGCAAGCACA